GUACUCUUCCUUUCUUUAUCAAUUCGUUAUUGCAAUGGCAACCCGUAGAGCUUUGACGCUUCUUUCGCACAAAAGUAAAAUAAGCUCAUCUCUAUUUCUAAAAGUCCAACCGAGGCUCCCCGUUUAUAAUAGUAGUAAAAGACUCUAUACCAACUUUUCGGUACCUAGACAGCUACCAGCAGUACCUGAAACCACCAUAGCAAAUAGUUCAUCUCGUUCUAACAACCAUGAUCCGCACGACUCUACAAGAGCGGCAGAAAUAAAAGACGCCAAGCUGAUAUUCAAUCAAGCAUGGAAGAACAUUGAGGACCAUUACGGCAGGGAGAAUAUCCAUUUACCUCGCGAAUUCAUUUUCUUAAUGGGAGCACCAGGGUCGGGAAAAGGGACUCACACUCCUUCUAUUUUACGUGCACGUGGCAUUACAAACCCUCCCAUUUCUGUGUCGCAAUUACUCCAGACGCCCGAGUGUAAAGAGUUGAUAAAUCAAGGCCAAAUGAUAUCAGACAGAUAUGUAAUUGAACUGAUUUUACAUGCCAUGUUGGACUGUGACCCAACUGUCGGUGUCCUAGUUGAUGGUUUUCCUCGUACGGAUAUACAAGUAGAGGCAUUGAAGCUACUCCAUGACCGUAUGACGGAACUUCGAAGAGAAUUUUGGGAUACAGAUAAAAGAGACCAAUAUCCUCGUCCUGUAUUUCGCAUUUGUGUUUUAUAUGUGGACGAAGAAAUAUCUGUCCAAAGACAACUUGCACGUGGUAGAAUGAUACGCGAGCAUAACAUCGAAGUAAAAAAGUCAGGACAAGGUGUAUUUUGGGAUGAGCGUGUAACUGAUAACGAUGAAAGUUUGAUUCGUGAGAGAUAUUCAAUUUUUAAGGCACAUUAUGGCUCACUAUUGAAAUUGUCUAAAAUGUUUCCCUUCCACUUAAUUAAUGCGACUGGUUCAAUUAAAGAAGUUUUGCAAAUUAUUUUGAAGGAGUUCGAAUAUCAGUCCUCGUUGGAACUAGAUUCGGACACCUUUGACUCAAUCUCUCAUAUACCGGUUGCCACACAGAUUGGUAUUCAUGCUAGACAAGACCUCAUAAGCAGAUUGGAACAUUAUCAAGAUACUGAACCCGAUAUGUUACACAAAGCUAUCCGCUUUAUAGAUGAUAACGUCAUUCCCCAAGUGCAUCGUCAUUCAAUCAGUGGACAUGCAAACAUUAGAACUGAAGAGCCACUAAUGGGUAAGGAGCACUUUGCUGCUAUUGUUAUGGAUGUAUUAUCGGAGCGUGGUUACCAUGUUUCCUUUGAUCGCAGGCUGCAUCAUGUACCUACCAGUGUUGAUUUGAAGACAGGAAAAAUUGAGUUAGAUACUCAUCAUAUUUAUUUAUUGACUGUCGAGUAUCCCAAGCACUAUAUCCGUGCUUUAGAGCAGAAAUUUAAUUAAAAAUAGAACCAAAAAGAUGAUUUUCAUAGUUACUGCAAUUUACUUCACUAACAGCUAC
Messenger RNA from Mucor mucedo, 1481 nucleotides. Its product is annotated as adenylate kinase. The transcript is spliced from 9 exons. Gene Ontology annotation, biological process: nucleobase-containing compound metabolic process. Gene Ontology annotation, molecular function: AMP kinase activity; ATP binding. Bases 35 to 1423 code for a protein of 462 amino acids. Gene Ontology annotation, cellular component: mitochondrion; cytoplasm. The record is from RefSeq and is a predicted model, not a curated record. NCBI's taxonomy places the organism in Eukaryota, Fungi, Mucoromycota, Mucoromycetes, Mucorales, Mucoraceae.